This is a messenger RNA of Musa acuminata subsp. malaccensis (wild Malaysian banana), 469 nucleotides long. RefSeq names its product calcium-binding protein PBP1. Gene Ontology annotation, molecular function: calcium ion binding. Lineage: Eukaryota; Viridiplantae; Streptophyta; Magnoliopsida; Zingiberales; Musaceae. The record is from RefSeq and is a predicted model, not a curated record.
UCUGCCCCCCUCCGCCACUUCCACGUCUCGUGGGCAGCACACAGGUGAUCUUGCCAUGGCGGAGGAUUCAAUCAGUUUCCAGGACUUCUUGCCGUCGAUGGCGGAGAAGCUGGGCGGCGAAGGGCUGAUGGCGGAGCUGUGCAAGGGGUUUCAGCUACUGAUGGACCCCGAGAGCCGCCUGAUCACGCUCGACAGCCUCAGGAGGAACGCCGCCGCGCUGGGGCUCGAGGGGUUGAAGGACGAUGAACUCCGGGGGAUGUUGCGGGAGGGCGACUUGGACGGAGAUGGAGCGUUGGAUCAGAUAGAGUUCUGUGUUCUGAUGGUGAGGUUGAGCCCGGAGCUGAUGGAAGUGUCGGAGAAGCUGGUGGAAGACGCUAUGGGAAUGGGGAGGUGGAAUGGACCGUAGCGUUCUAUUUGUCGUUGACAUUAUUACAUUGCUGAUUCAACCUCUCCUUCUCUUUUUCCUUUU